Camellia sinensis is the source of this 1452-nucleotide messenger RNA. The record is from RefSeq and is a predicted model, not a curated record. Lineage: Eukaryota; Viridiplantae; Streptophyta; Magnoliopsida; Ericales; Theaceae.
AUGAUCUACGAAGAUAUCCCAUUGUCUUUUGGAAAUUUAACUGUGUUGGCAAAUCUUAUGUUAUGCAACAAUAAUCUUCGUGGUAGAAUCCCUUCAAGUCUGGGGAAAUGCCAAAUGUUACAGGAAGUAAGACUUAUUGAAAACAAUCUUAGUGGUUUUAUACCUAGUGAAGUUCUCAGUCUCUCAUCAUUAUUGUAUCUAUACAUAUCUCGUAAUGAUUUGACAGGUUCCCUUCCAAUGGAAAUUAGAAUUUUAAAAAAUCUAGAAGAACUUGAUGUUUCCGAGAAGAUGUUGGUUGGUGAAAUUCCAAGCACUCUUGGUAGUUGCCUAAAAUUGAGAUUGCUACAUAUAGAGAGCAAUAAAUUCUGGGGAAUCCUUCCGUCAUAUUUAAGUAAUUUGAGAGUACCAGAAAGUGACAUAUUUCAAAAUGUAACAUCUAUUUCUAUCAAGGGAAACGACAAGCUUUGUGGGGAAAGACUAAAAAAUUUUGGUUUUAUGUACAAACGAGUUCUUGGUGAAGGUGAAAAUGUUGUAGCAAUUGAAGUACUAAACCUUCAAUGCCUUGGAGCUUCCAAGAGUUUCUUCAUCAAUUGUGAGACCUUGAGGCACAUAAAACAUCGAAAUGUUCUCAAGGUUCUUACAGCAUGUUCAAGUGUUGACUAUCAUGGUAACAAUUUCAAAGCUCUUGUUUAUGAGUUUAUGGCUAAUGGUAGCCUAAAGGAUUGGUUACAUGCAAAUGAGAAUGAAGAUGAGGUGCAUAAAUACUCGAGGAAUUUAGACCUUGUACAGAGGUUAAAUAUUGCUUCUGCACAUGAUUAUCUUCACAAUCAUUGCUCAGAACCAAUCGUUCACUGUGAUCUCAAGCCGAGCAAUGUUUUUCUAGACGAUGAAAUGCCUGCUCACAUAGGUGACUUUGGAUUAGCAAGAUUCCUUCCAGAAGCUAAUUAUGACUGUUCAGCAAACCAAUCAAGUUCUGUUGGCAUAAGAGGAUCUGUCGGUUAUGCUGCUGUUGAAUAUGGCAUGGGAAAUAAGGAGUCAACAUUUGGUGAUGUAUAUAGUUAUGGCAUCCUUUUAUUGGAGAUGUUCAUGGGGAAGAGACCUACAGAUAACAUAUUUUGUGAUAGUUUGGGUCUUCAUAGCUUUGUUAAGAUUGUUUUGCCCGAACAAGCAGCAAGCAUUAUUGCCAAUCCAAGACUGUUUAAACCAAAAGAUCAGAGCUCUACUAAUAAGGAAUGGCCAAAAGAUCGAACGGCGAUUAAUGAUGUUGGUACUCAGUUGCUAGUGAUCAGAAGCGCUCUUGUUGGAACAAGGAAAGUAUACAUGGAGGUAGAGGAGCUAAAAUUGAAAUGCAAUCAUGAGCAGGAAGUAAUUGGCAAUGUUAAGGAUAGGAGCAAGAAGCACCAAUUCAAAUAUAGUUGUCUAUGUGGUCAGCAACUAUCAAUAAUGCUUUAG